GCUCAAGCUAGCUAGACAACAGGAAGAGUACCCAAGAAAACCACAAGGAUCGCCAACGAGAUGCAGCAAGCGAAGGUGAAGGUGAAGGAUGGCGCGAGCGCGCUGAGAGCCAAGGCGAAGAUCGUGUGGGCCAAACUGGCCGAGAAGACGGAGGCCGCGACGUCGAGGUCGCACGACGAGCGGCGGCUGGCGCACGAGCGUGGCAGGGCCAAAGUCGCCGCCGCUGAGGCGCAGCUUCACCAGGAGAAGGUGGCGCACCGUGAGGCCGCCAUGGAGCACCGCCUCCACAAGCACGCUGGCGUCGGCGGCCACAACCACAAGCACGGUGCCGGUGGCGUGCACUGAUAUUUACACAGGGCGCGGCGCGCCUAGGUGGCCGGCCACCGUGUGAUUUCCUCUAUUCUUUUAGCUGAUGUACUGCCACGUACGCGUGUCGUGUUUAUUUGGUAAAGUUAUUAUCUUGGUGUGCCAUGUGAUUUUGUUGACGUUAUCGGUGUUUCUAUGAUUGACUAAUUGAAAAAACGAUUUUUUUCAUGUCU
Molecule: messenger RNA, 539 nt
Organism: Triticum aestivum (bread wheat)
Lineage: Eukaryota; Viridiplantae; Streptophyta; Magnoliopsida; Poales; Poaceae
Exons: 1
Coding region: 61-345 (94 amino acids)
Biological process (GO): embryo development ending in seed dormancy
Source: RefSeq, a predicted model, not a curated record